CUACCGGGCACAAACUGUAGUGUGAAAGUAGCCUAAACAUGUCAUUAAGAUACCCCUAUAGUAAAAUGUCCUGGCCCGGAUCGGACGGCCCGGCCCAACAAGCAAAUGCCUGGUAGUCUGGGUCUGAGUGUAGAUGAGAACAGCAAGAUAUCAUAAGGAGCACUGUAUAUAAGAGCAGCAAGAUAUCAUAAAUUAUAUGGAAUGGGCAUUGUGACUCUAUUAUGGGGGAUCUGUAAAGGAGUGACCUUCAGAUACUAACAAGGACUGGAAAUGUGAUAUGGAAUUGGCUUCAGGGGAAGAUGAAUGUCUCUGCCAGAGACAAAAAUAUUGUGUGGAUCGCCCCAUAUACACCCAGGAAUAUUUGCAAGAACAUUUACAUUUGAAAAAGAAAGAGCCAACGUCCUUUCUCCAUAAAGUAGCACAAUCUUGCCGAUGUACUGCAAAAAAAGCUAAAUCUCAAUUAUACAGCUUUCUGCCAAUUUUGAAAUGGCUACCACGUUAUCCAGUAAAGGAGUUUCUUAUAGGAGACCUAAUAUCAGGACUAAGUACAGGAGUCAUGCAGUUACCACAAGGUUUAGCCUAUGCCUUGCUGGCAGCUGUACCCCCUGUGUUUGGAUUAUAUUCUUCAUUUUAUCCAGUGUUCCUGUACACUUUCUUUGCUUCAUCAAGACAUGUAUCAAUAGGUACAUUUGCUGUUAUCAGCCUGAUGGUUGGUGGAGUUGCUAUUCGAAUAGCCCCAGAUGCAAUGUUUAAUAUAGUGGAAGCCAAUGUCACAAACAGCACAGAGCACUUACAGAAGAUUGAAAAAAGAGAUGCAGAGAGAGUGAGAGUAGUUGUGGCAAUCACUUUGCUUUCUGGUCUAAUUCAGUUGUGCCUAGGUAUAUUUAGAUUUGGCUUUGUAGCCAUCUACCUGACUGAACCUUUGGUGCGAGGAUUCACAACAGCAGCAGCAGUUCAUGUCUUCAUAUCUCAGCUGAAAUACCUCUCGGGAAUUAAAACUAAUAGAUACAGCGGACCUCUAGCAGUCAUAUAUAGUUUAAUUGCAGUACUGUCCAAUAUCAGUACAACCAAUAUUGCCACUUUGAUUAUUGGGAUCAUAUGUGUGGUAUUACUGCUGGGUACAAAGGAAAUAAAUGAUCGAUUUAAGAAGAAAUUGCCAGUUCCUAUUCCCAUGGAAUUAAUUGUUGUAAUAAUCUCAACUGGAGUUUCAGCUGGACUUAACCUUCAAGAGUCCUAUGAAGUAAAUGUGGUUGGCAGGAUCCCAACUGGGUUUCGUCCCCCAGAUCUCCCAGAUGUUAGCCUAUUUUCAGCAGUUUUUGUGGAUGCAGUGGCUAUAGCAGUUGUUGGAUUUUCCAUGACUAUUUCAAUGGCCAAAAUAUUUGCACUUAAACAUGGAUAUGUAGUUAGUGGAAAUCAGGAACUUAUUGCACUAGGAUUAUGCAAUUCUAUUGGCUCUUUUUUCCACACCUUUGCUGUGACUUGUUCAAUGUCUCGUAGUCUAGUUCAGGAGAGCACUGGGGGUCAUACACAGAUUGCAGGUCUGUUGUCCUCUUUUAUGGUGCUUUUGGUCAUAUUGGUCAUUGGAUACCUCUUUGAACCAUUGCCACAGACAGCUUUAGCAGCGAUAGUGAUGGUGAACUUAAAAGGAAUGUUCAAGCAGUUUGCUGAUAUCCCACAUUUAUGGAGAACAAGUAGACUAGAACUGGCAAUUUGGGUGGUGUCGUUUUUGGCCUCUGUUUUGCUUGGUCUUGACUACGGUCUGCUUGUUGCAGUGGCAUUUGCCAUCAUAACAGUGGUCUACCGGACACAAAGUCCACAGUACAGAAUUCUUGGACAGGUUCCAAAUACAGAUAUAUAUUGUGAUAAAGAAGAAUAUGAGGAGAUUAAAGAAUACCCUGGUAUAAAGAUAUUCCAGGCCAACACAUCUUUGUACUUUGCAAACAGUGAUCUCUAUGUCUCUGCUCUGAGGAAAAAGACUGGAAUAGAUCCUGGUGCAAUAUUGAUUGCAAAGAAAAAGGCUCAGAAGAGACAUGCCAAAGAAAUAAAGAAGUCUACUAGAAAUGAAAGAAGAGCAGUUUUAAAGCUUACUAAUGAUGUGGAGAUGGCGGUGAAACAUGAACUGAUGAAUGAUGAUCCAGCUAAAGAGUCAGGAAAUGUGAAAAAUGGAUCAGCGGAUAUAAACUUGCAUAAUUCACCUUCUGAGGAGUUAGAGUAUUUUAUGAAUCCAGUCAUCACCACCCAUUCAAUAAUUCUGGACUUCACACCUGUCAACUUCAUAGAUUCUGUGGGAGUGAAAACACUAAAAUCUAUAAUCAAAGAAUACAAAGAAAUUGGUGUUGACAUCCUCUUAUCCGGUUGUAAUGGACUAGUUGUACAAGAUUUGACCAGGUUGAAUUUCUUUGAUCAGUCUAUAAGAAAAGAUAUUCUAUUCUACAGUGUUCAUGAUGCUGUGAUCCAUUGCAGGUUUAGAGCAUCCUCAUUGGCUCUCGCCUCCUCUGAAGAGCAAAUCCUCAGCUCAGACACACAAAGCCAGAUCUAAUCUUCCUUUCACAAAGGAGCAUGGUGCAAUAACCCUUUUUAGACACUGCCUCAGAUUUUGAACCACACAUGCAGAGUUGGGAUAAGAUAAGACAUUAUAUUUUCCUACACUUAGAGACCUCCCUCUGUUAUAGCACUUUCAGCUGUUCUGGCUUUUACAGUAUGACAGUAUACACAAAGUAAUUGUGCAAGAUUAGGGGUUCUGAGUUUGUAGGAUAUAUUAUUUCUUUGUAAAUGCUUUAAUCCGAGCAUAUGCUGGGUGUGAAAAUCGCCUUGUUUUUGCUUUUAUAGUUAUUCUUAAAAAGCAUAUGUCCCAUUUUUAAGAUUCUGUCCAGUGCCUCUGGUACUGCAUGGAAAUCAAGGGCUAAGGGGAAAGGGGGAAAAAACUUUGUCGCAUAAAUACCUUUUAUACAUUGGUGCCUUUAGAUAAAAUAGCACCAGCUCCACUAAGAGCUGAGACCAGUAUGGUGAAAUCUGUUAUUUAUGUAUUUGUGAUGCCGUGCACAUUUACUGCUAGAUGUCAAAAUACCCUCCUGGUUCUUUUUUUCCCAAACAGGGUAAAUAUUCUCAACAAUGGUGUAAGCUAUGGCUCCAUUCAGACUAGAAUCAUGGGCAAAUGGGGGUCAAAUAUGUGUAGAGAAAGAGUGAUGCAGUUACCCAUAGCAACCAAUCAAAUGUCUUCUUUAAUUUUUCAGAGGCCUUUAUUAAAAAAAAAAUAAAAAAAAAUAAAAAAAAAGCAAGCUGAUUGGUUGCAAUAAGCAACUCUUCCACUCUUCCUCUACUUAGACUUUAAAAAAUCUACCCCUAUGUUUUUACAGAAGCUAUCAUAGAUCUUAUGUGAUAUUUUGUUUUUAACAACCUAAUUAAAUUUAUAAUGGGUGCGCCAGGUAUCUGGUAGCUACUUAAUGAUUAGAAUUGUACAUUAUGCUAUGCUAUUUUGCCCAUUAGAUCAAUAGAAGUUUGAAUGUUAAAGGGGUACUCAUCCUCUAUCCUAUUGGAUGUCUAGGGGAGAAGAUGUCGAGCUGCGGCCCGGUACCCCAGCAUUCAGAAAGCCAGCUGUGUUUGGCUGCGAGCACCCGUGGUCAUCAAGCCGUUAAUGUGGGUGUGAUGGCUGUGGUUGCUUGUAAUCCGGCACGGAGCAGAGUUUUUGCACCGUGCAUGUAGAGAACGGGGUGCUGGGCUGGAUAUCGUGGGGAGUCACAGGGGCCGGACUCCCCGCGAUCAUGUUUAGGGACAGGAUACCCCUUUAAGGAUCCUUUUUGAUAUGUGAAGAUACAUACUGGGCGUCGAGCAAUGAUGUACCAAGUUAAUAACGUUCAAAAGGCACUUUUAUGUAAAGUUGUACUUUAAAAGUUUGCAUACUUUGGCAGAAAUUGUAAAAUUUUGACACGGACAAGCAAAAAAAAACCCUGCCUUUUAUUAAGGGAUACUGAUCAUAUAAAGCCAUUUAUUAUCACAUAGUUGUUUGUCUCCUUUUUAAAUCAUAAUAAUAACAGAAAUCUAAAUUGCUCUGAUCAGGCGGGUACAUACCCUUGAAUAUUUGGUCUUGUUAAGGUCCAGGUUACAGGCAAUUAAAAGAAAAACCAUUACAAAAGACGGCAAUAAUGCUAAAGGUCAAUACAUAGUAUUAAGAACUACAGGUAUGGAGUUUGAAUAUGCAUCCCAUAAGAGAUGAAAGAAAAGUUUUGCCUGCUUACUCAUGUGUUUUCUUAAUUUUUUAUAUAUAUAUAUUACAAAUCAUCCAAGGGUAUGCAAACUUUUGAGUACAACUGUAUAUAUUUUCUUUCAAACUUUCGAGACCGCUUAUCUUUAUACCCUUCCUAUUGUCUCAAUGCAUUUUGUGCAGAAUCCGCAAAAAAAUUCUGCCGUGUGAACAGUGCAGCAGAAUCCCAUUGAAAUCAAUGGGACUCUGCUGCACCGGAAUUCCGCAUGGAAAUUUUGCGGUGUGAACAUGGCCUUAGAGAGGCAGACCCAUGCCAAUUAUGGUCACAGAUCUAGCAGAUUGGUGCUAAUCUAAUAAGCCUUUUACUUGACUGAAGGACUACACAGAUUGAUGUGAGGCCUUUAUAUAUAUAUAUAUAUAUAUAUAUAUAUAUAUAUAAAAACAAAUAUAUAAAUAUCACUAGCGCUGGAAUGGUAUGUUACCGGCUGCCAAGAUAACACUGAGAG
Hyla sarda is the source of this 4707-nucleotide messenger RNA. It is a transcript of the gene SLC26A5, whose product is annotated as solute carrier family 26 member 5. Bases 278 to 2539 code for a protein of 753 amino acids. The transcript has 19 exons. NCBI's taxonomy places the organism in Eukaryota, Metazoa, Chordata, Amphibia, Anura, Hylidae. Gene Ontology annotation, biological process: transmembrane transport. The record is from RefSeq and is a predicted model, not a curated record. Gene Ontology annotation, cellular component: membrane. Gene Ontology annotation, molecular function: bicarbonate transmembrane transporter activity; oxalate transmembrane transporter activity; chloride transmembrane transporter activity.